Molecule: messenger RNA, 1314 nt
Organism: Seminavis robusta
Lineage: Eukaryota; Bacillariophyta; Bacillariophyceae; Naviculales; Naviculaceae
Source: the annotation of a GenBank genome assembly
AUGAAGACGUCUGCCUCUGUUUUGUUGGUGGCGGCUCUGCCAGCAGCACUGAUCCUCUCCUCGGCCAAUGCCUUUGUUCCACGGCCAGUCCCUACUAUUAAUACAGUGUCCAGUCGUGCGGGUACUACUGCUAGAUCCACAUUCAGCCAGGUGGUGGUGACUGCCAAAUCCAAGGCAUCUGCUUCCUCCUCCAAUGCCAAUGACGACAAGGACAAGGACAAGGACAAUAAUGUGGACAAGAACAAAUUGGCCGCAUUGGACGGCGUCAUAAAUCAAAUUGAACAAUCGUACGGCCGUGGCUCAAUCCUCAAAUUGGGCGAUGCCCACGGCAUGGUGGUCGAUUGUGUGUCCACAGGCGCCUUGACAUUGGAUGCCGCCUUGGGAGGUGGUGGAUAUCCAAAAGGUCGUAUUGUGGAAAUUUAUGGUCCGGAAGCCUGUGGAAAAACCACCCUGGCAUUGCACGCCAUUGCCUCUGCGCAAUUGAAUGGAGGCAUGGCCGCCUUUAUCGAUGCUGAACACGCAUUGGAUCCAGCGUAUGCCGAACACUUGGGCGUCAAUACCAACGAUUUAUUCGUCUGUCAACCCGACAGUGGCGAAAUGGCACUCGAUGUCGUAGACAAGCUCGUACGAAGUGCAGCCAUGGAUGUCAUUGUCAUUGAUUCCGUGGCGGCACUAGUCCCUCGGGCCGAACUCGAAGGCGAUAUGAGUGAUUCACAAAUUGGGUUGCAGGCAAGACUCAUGUCCAAGGCCAUGCGCAAAAUUACUGGAUCUCUAGCUGCUUCCCAGACCGUCGUCGUUUUUCUCAAUCAAUUGCGAUCCAAGGUCGGAGUGAUUUACGGAUCCCCGGAAGUGACAUCGGGAGGCAACGCCCUCAAAUUUUAUGCGUCAGUAAGACUCGACAUUCGACGCAAAGAAAUCCUUCCGGACAAUGCCGGGAUUCGAGUCAAAGUGAGGGUGGUCAAAAACAAGGUCGCCGCUCCCUUUCAGGUGGUACAAUUGGAUAUUCUAUUUGGACAAGGCAUUGAUGGUGUUGGAUGUCUCGUCGAUGCCGCUGAAGAAUGGGGUGUUGUCGUACGAAAAGGAUCCUGGUAUGCUUAUGAGGGCGAGAAUAUUGCCCAGGGACGGGCCAAGGUCGUCGAAGCGCUCAAGGAAGAUCCUGUCUUUUUAGAAGACAUGCAAACAAAAGUCAAACAAGCCAUGGGUGUUGAUGCCUCUGGUGCAAACAAAAAUGAGGAGGAUAGUAGUAGUGAGGAGGAAGAAGACACGAGAGAAACGGAGGAUGUGGCCAUUUCUAAUGACGCCACGUUUGAAUAG